AUGGAUGAAAUUAGUCUUCGCGAUAGAAAUGUGUCAGGGGUGGAUUCUUCGUCGGUCACUAUAGAGUUUAACGACAGUCUCGGAGUGUAUCGGACCGAAACCCAAAUCAAAAAAUUGGUUUCCGGUAAAGACUACAGGGAAUUGAAAGAUAACUACAUGAUAGAACAGAAAGAGAGAAAGAGAGAGAUAGAGGAUGCGAAUGCGGCGGCUGCAUUUGCGUUUUUGGCGAAGAAGUCAAGAAUUUCCUCUUUCGGCGAUGAUCAAUAA
This is a messenger RNA of Botrytis deweyae, 267 nucleotides long. RefSeq lists its product as uncharacterized. Bases 1 to 267 code for a protein of 88 amino acids. Lineage: Eukaryota; Fungi; Ascomycota; Leotiomycetes; Helotiales; Sclerotiniaceae. The record is from RefSeq and is a predicted model, not a curated record. The transcript has a single exon.